Molecule: messenger RNA, 853 nt
Organism: Manis pentadactyla (Chinese pangolin)
Lineage: Eukaryota; Metazoa; Chordata; Mammalia; Pholidota; Manidae
Gene: CLIC3
Product: chloride intracellular channel 3
Exons: 6
Coding region: 74-787 (237 amino acids)
Source: RefSeq, a predicted model, not a curated record
GAGGGCGGGGCCGCCCAGAGCCUUAAAGAGCUCCCCGGGUCCGCCCCGUGCCCUGCCGCCGCGGCUCCCCACCAUGGCCGAGACCGCGAAGCUCCAGCUGUUUGUUAAGGCCAGCGAGGAUGGCGAGAGCGUGGGGCACUGUCCUUCCUGUCAGCGGCUCUUCAUGAUCCUGCUCCUCAAGGGUGUGCCCUUCACGCUGACCACGGUGGACAUCCGCAGGUCCCCGGAUGUGCUGAAGGACUUUGCUCCUGGCUCCCAGCUGCCCAUCCUGCUCUACGAUGGAGAUGCCAAAACGGACACCCUACACAUCGAGGAGUUUCUUGAGGAGACGCUGGGGCCCCCCGAAUUCCCCAGCCUGACACCCCGCUACAGGGAGUCCGCCAUGGCAGGCAAUGACGUUUUCCACAAGUUCUCUGCAUUCAUCAAGAACCCAGUGCCUGCGCAGGACGGUGCCCUGUACCAGCUGCUGCUGCGCGCCCUCGCCAGGCUGGACAGCUACCUGCGCGCGCCCCUGGAGCACGAGCUGGCGCGGGAGCCGCAGUUGCGUGAGUCGCGCCGCCGCUUUCUGGACGGCGACCAGCUUACGCUGGCCGACUGCGGCCUGCUGCCCAAGCUGCACAUCGUAGACAUGGUGUGUGCGCACUUCCGCCAGGCGCCCAUCCCCGCGGAGCUGCGCGGCGUCCGCUGCUACCUGGACAACGCGCUGCAGGAGAAGGAGUUCAAAUACACUUGUCCGCACAGCGCUGAGAUCCUGGCGGCCUACCGGCCCGCCGUGCACCCCCGCUAGCGAGCUCGCCUCUGCCAUCACCCCCGACCACUCGACGCAGCCCCAUAAAGGCAUCUCUGCCCCUGU